Messenger RNA from Ilex paraguariensis (yerba mate), 1599 nucleotides. NCBI's taxonomy places the organism in Eukaryota, Viridiplantae, Streptophyta, Magnoliopsida, Aquifoliales, Aquifoliaceae. The record is from the annotation of a GenBank genome assembly.
AUGAGAACUUUUCAUGUAUGCCAAAUUUUCUACCUCCUGUUCCUAUUAGUAGUAUCCCAGCUUUGUUCAGUCUCAUCAUGGAAAAAGGAUGAGUUUAGAAACUGUAAUCAAACACCAUUCUGCAAACGAGCUCGAUCCCGCAAACCUGGCUAUUGCUCUCUCAUCGCAACCGAUGUUUCCAUCUCCGAUGGUGAUCUCACCGCAAAACUCAUCCCAAGAAAUCCCUUUCAAGAAAGUCUUGAGAAUGAAGAAAGUUCAGAGAAAACUAAGCCAUUGAUUGUCAGUUUAUCAGCAUACCAAGAUGGUAUAUUGAGGCUAAAGAUCGACGAAGACCCAAGUUUGGAUCCUCCGAAGAAGAGAUUCGAAGUUCCCGAUGUGGUAAUGGACGAAUUCUUGAACAAGAAACUAUGGUUACAGAGGGUUUCGGAAGAGAAAAUUGGUGAUGAUUCGGGGUUUUCCUCGGUAGUUUAUUUAUCAGAUGGGUACGAGGCAGUUCUUAGGCCUGACCCGUUUGAGGUUUUUGUGAGAGAAAAAGGAGGUAAGAGAGUAUUGUCAUUGAAUUCACAUGGGUUAUUUGAUUUCCAACAAUUGAGGAUGAAAAAGGAGGGGGAAGAUUGGGAGGAGAAGUUUAGAGGGCAUACUGAUUCCAGGCCUUAUGGGCCUCAAUCUGUUAGUUUUGAUGUCUCAUUUUAUGGAGCGGAUUUCGUUUAUGGAAUUCCUGAACAUGCGACUAGUCUUGCUUUGAAGCCCACUAGAGGACCUGGAGUUGAUGAAUCUGAGCCAUAUCGGCUAUUUAAUUUGGAUGUGUUUGAGUACGUCCAUGAGUCACCUUUUGGGCUAUAUGGGUCAAUACCAUUAAUGAUUUCACAUGGAAAAUCUCGAGGGACUUCUGGGUUUUUCUGGUUGAAUGCUGCUGAAAUGCAGAUUGAUGUUCUUGGGUCUGGUUGGAAUGUUGAGUCUUUGAUUUCGCUGCCUUCAGAUCAGAACAGGAUUGAUACUUUGUGGAUGAGUGAGGCUGGUGUUGUUGAUAGUUUCUUUUUUGUGGGUCCUGGGCCAAAGGAUGUUGUUAGGCAGUACACCAGUGUGACUGGAACACCGGCAUUGCCUCAGAUAUUCGCCACAGCUUAUCACCAAUGUAGAUGGAAUUAUAGGGAUGAGGAGGAUGUCCAAAAUGUAGAUUCAAAAUUUGAUGAACACGAUAUUCCAUAUGAUGUGUUGUGGCUAGAUAUUGAGCACACAGAUGGGAAGAAGUACUUUACAUGGGAUAGGGUGCUAUUUCCUAAUCCAGAUGAGAUGCAGAAGAAGUUGGCUGAGAAGGGCAGGCGUAUGGUUACUAUUGUUGAUCCCCAUAUAAAGCGGGAUGAUUCUUAUCACAUACAUGAGGAGGCUUCUGAGAAGGGGUAUUAUGUCAGGGAUGCAACUGGUAAGGAUUAUGAUGGGUGGUGCUGGCCUGGAUCCUCGUCAUACCUUGACAUGUUAAAUCCAGAGAUUAGAUCAUGGUGGGCUACAAAGUUCUCUUACGAGAAUUAUGUUGGUUCAACUCCUUCCUUGUACAUCUGGAAUGACAUGAAUGAACCUUCUGUAUUUAAUGGCCCAGAG